CGCCGGCGAAAAUUCCAUAGCUGCCACUCAGCUAGCGAGACUUUGUUCUCAAUUUGUCUCGCGCAUUCACUCACCUCUUUUUACCCCGCUGGAGCAGUCCCCCUCCAUUUCGCGACUGCUGAGAUCUUCAAACAACACCGCAACGUUUUCUUCUCGUUUAAUUUUUGACAACUAGUUGUCUUCAAUCCUUCCACCAUGGCGUCCGAACAGCCCACCGAGCAGCCUACUGAAACUCAGGGUGGUUCUCUCGCAGACCGCAUCAGCAAGCCUGAUGAGUCAAAACCUUCCGAAGAAACCAGCGGCGACCAGACAGAUGGCGCCCCCAAGGAAUUGGGUGGCUCUGACCUCCACGAGCCCGAGUACAACGUCGAAGUCAAGCUCAGCGAUCUUCAAGCCGACCCUAACAACCCCCUCUACUCUGUGAAGAAUUUUGAGGACCUUGGAAUCGACCCGCGCAUUCUCCAGGGACUGUCAGCCAUGAACUUCCGAAAGCCCUCCAAGAUUCAAGAAAGAGCCCUGCCCUUGCUUCUGAGCAACCCUCCCAAGAACCUGGUCGGACAGUCGCAAUCCGGAACUGGUAAAACGGCUGCCUUCGUUCUCAAUGUUCUCAGCCGGUUGGACCUUUCGACGGAACAGAUGCAGAAGACACCCCAAGCUUUGAUCCUUGCCCCGACCCGCGAGCUGGCUCGUCAGAUCGUCGGUGUCGUUCAGGUUAUGGGACAGUUCCUUACUGGAAUCGCUAUCGGAACGGCAGUUCCCGCAGACUCUAACAGCCGCCCAACAAGAUUGGAGUGCUCCGUUGUGGUCGGCACACCCGGAACCGUCAUGGAUAUGAUCAAGAAGCGCAUUAUGGUUGCAAACAAACUCAGAGUGCUUGUUUUGGAUGAGGCAGACAACAUGCUUGACCAGCAAGGUUUGGGUGACCAGUGUAUUCGUGUUAAGGGCCUUUUGCCGAGAGACAUCCAAGUGGUUCUCUUUUCUGCCACAUUCCCUGCCCACGUGCACCGAUAUGCCUCCAAGUUCGCGCCAAACGCCAACGAAAUUACCCUGCAGCACGAGGAAUUGACAGUAGAGGGUAUCAAACAACUUUACCUCGACUGCUCCGAUGAUGAAGACAAGUACAGGACCUUGGUCCAGCUCUACGGUCUCCUUACUGUCGGUUCUUCUAUUAUUUUCGUCAAGACACGUGUUUCUGCUCUUGAGAUCGAGAAGCGCAUGGUCGCUGAGGGACACACUGUUGCAUCGUUGACUGGUGGUAUUGAAGGAUCCCAGCGUGAUUCCGUCAUUGACAAAUUCCGUGCUGGUGAGGCCAAAGUGUUGAUCACUACCAACGUCCUCGCUCGUGGAAUUGACGUUUCGACUGUCUCCAUGGUUAUCAACUACGAUAUCCCCGAAAUUCACCAGCCUGGUGGAGCUGAGCGCCAGGCCGACUUCCAGACCUACCUCCACCGUAUUGGUCGUACCGGACGUUUCGGUCGUGUUGGUGUUUCGAUCUCGUUUGUCGGUAACAGAGAGGAAUGGAACAUGCUCAACCAGAUCCAGCAAUACUUCAACACCAGCAUCCAGCGUAUCGACACCAAGGACUGGGACGAGGUGGAGGACAUCAUCAAGAAGACGAUCAAGAGCUCCCGCUCCCAGUCAAACUAUGGAAAAUAAACAAAGGAUGUGUCUGAUGGGUUUUUAUGUUGUCGUCUAUGCUUCCGGUUAUGUGAUGGUUUGAUCCGCGAACAUUAGCCACCUGUGCCAGCAUGCCGCUAGGCCGAAGUCAGGCGACUUGCUUUGAGCAGCUUGGUUUAGCAAGGAUAUGCAAUGCGGUAAUGUGCGAAGAGUCAUGAAAUUUUCUUUGUUAAAAUCAAAGAAUGAAUAAUAGAUACCAAUACAACGAUCUAGAUCGAUUUACUGAUUGUCGAUAAGAUAGUGGAGUACUCCGUAGCUGACUAGUGUAUUAUGAAUAUCCCUGUUCUCAGUUUCCAUUAAAAGAUUACAAAGUCAAGG
Messenger RNA from Aspergillus wentii DTO 134E9, 1995 nucleotides. RefSeq names its product ATP-dependent RNA helicase DBP5 (gene dbp5). Gene Ontology annotation, biological process: poly(A)+ mRNA export from nucleus. Bases 196 to 1656 code for a protein of 486 amino acids. Gene Ontology annotation, cellular component: nucleus; cytoplasmic stress granule. Lineage: Eukaryota; Fungi; Ascomycota; Eurotiomycetes; Eurotiales; Aspergillaceae. The transcript is spliced from 6 exons. The record is from RefSeq and is a predicted model, not a curated record. Gene Ontology annotation, molecular function: ATP binding; RNA binding; RNA helicase activity.